Malurus melanocephalus (red-backed fairy wren) is the source of this 2601-nucleotide messenger RNA. It is a transcript of the gene DENND11, whose product is annotated as DENN domain containing 11. The transcript has 9 exons. The coding region runs from base 70 to 1164 and encodes 364 amino acids. Gene Ontology annotation, cellular component: cytoplasm. The record is from RefSeq and is a predicted model, not a curated record. Lineage: Eukaryota; Metazoa; Chordata; Aves; Passeriformes; Maluridae.
CGGGCGGAGGCGGAGGAGGACCAGAUCGUGGCCGUCUUCGUGGUCACCUUCGACCCCCGCACGGGCAACAUGGUGGAAUGGUGUUUACCCCAAGAUAUAGAUUUGGAAGGUGUGGAAUUCAAAUCCAUGGCAAGUGGGUCCCACAAAAUCCAGUCAGAUUUCAUUUAUUUCCGGAAAGGACUCUGUUUUGGCCUGGCCUGCUUUGCCAACAUGCCUGUGGAAAGCGAGUUAGAGCGUGGUGCCCGCAUGAAGUCUGUGGGCAUUCUCUCCCCUUCCUACACCCUGCUCUAUAGGUACAUGCACUUCCUGGAGAACCAGGUCAGACACCAGCUGGAGAUGCCAGGGCACUACUCCCAUCUAGAGGCAUUCUAUGACGACAAGAAAGGAGUUCUCCCUGAUAGCAAGGGCACCCCCGGCUCUCAGCAACCUGUCCACUGGCUGCCUUCCAUCCACAGAUACAUGUACCCAGAGAUGAAGAUCACACACCCUGCUGGCUGUAUGUCUCAGUUCAUCAAAUUCUUCGGUGAGCAGAUCCUCGUGCUCUGGAAGUUUGCCCUGCUGCGCAAGCGCAUCCUGAUAUUUUCRCCGCCCCCAGUCGGAGUUGUCUGCUACAGAGUGUAUUGCUGCUGUUGCCUUGCAAAUGUUUCUCUGCCUGGUCUUGGAGGAACUGUCCCAGAGUCCAAACCAUUCUUCUACGUGAAUGUGGCAGACAUAGAAAUGCUGGAGACAGAAGUAUCAUACGUGGCCUGUACAACAGAAAAGAUCUUUGAGCAGAAACGGGAUCUCUAUGAUGUCUAYGUGGACAACCAGAAUGUGAAGACGCAUCAUGAGCAUCUGCAACCGCUCCUGAAAAUUAACAAUGCUGACAAGGAGAAGUACAGACGGCUCAAUGACCAAAGGCAGAUGUUAAUGUAUUCUCAAGAAGUGGGUGAGGAUUGCAGCUCCUGUGAAGAGGACCUUUUCAUCCUGUUUUUCAUGGAGCAGAACAACCGCAUAUUCCAGACGCUGAUGGAGGUGUCAGCCAGCCAGGACAAGACCCUGACAGCUGACCACGCACGAGGCAUGGGCCUGGAUCCCCAAGGGGAUCGAAGUUUCCUUAUGGACCUCCUGGAAGUGUAUGGCAUCGAUGUCAUGCUAGUCAUUGACAACCCCUGCUGCACUUAAACUGAGAGCAAGAGAGAUGGGGAGCAAAGAUCACUUUUUAAAGACURCCAGACAUUGCUUAGGAGGAUCACUGGAACUCACCACAGCCACAGUUAUUUAACUUUAUAUGGAGAGUAUUUAUAAUUUUGAAACAAAAUGUGAUUUUAUUUUCUCACACUCAGCUUCCCUGUGAGUACCUGUUCUAGRGUUCUUUUUGGUUUUGUCUCCCUUUCCCUUUCAUUUGUGUUUUUUUUGUUUUGUCUAGCCGGGACCAGUGGCACCUUUGCACCAAACUUCACUGUUGCCAGUGAUAACUAGGUUUUGGCCUAGACUGGAUACCUGAGGGCUGAAGACUUCAGGAAAGCACUUUGUUUGAUGACAACCAAUGUGAAAUGCUACAGCUGAGCUUUGAGACUUGGCUGGAAAAUCCUCCUAUCAACUCCCCCUUCCAUUUGGGGACUGAAGAGGGCUUCAGCACAAGCUGAUAAUGGCCCAGUCUCAUAAAUAUGUCCUACCAAGUUUAUUGGUGAGGACAGUGAAGCCAAUGAGAAGAACCAGGACUCCUUUAAACACUCCUCAUCCAACUUUAAGCUGAACUGGAGUAAAGCCACCCUUCCUUGUAAACAGCAGAAGCAAGUUUGGGAUUGGGGACGCUACAGGAUCUUAUGACUAUGCUUACUGGAGCAGCACAGUCUCACUUCCAGCCUCUGAGGUGGUCUAAGCUGGCAGAGACUGCACCUACCUAUCUCACAGCUGGAGAACAGCACCCUCUMCUCAAUCCAUCCCACCACUGCCUUUGGUUUUCAGUUGCAUCACACCUGCUGCUUUGGUUUAAAACCUUCAAACCAGCAAGAUGGUGUCCCAUUUAACAGGGACCAACACCACUGAGCCACUUUGCAGUCACUCUGCUCUCCAGCCUCAGCUCAGAUGGUGCUGGGCUGGACAGGGUACAAUAAGUAUGCUUUAACUAAUGUUACUUCCUUUGUAGCUGAUGGCACUUGUUGCUCCUUUGCUUUAACACUGUUUGCUAAUCCUCUUGUUGAGCCUUCAGCACUGCCUGCUGCCAUCCCUGGCUUUCUGUUUGAGACAGAGAACAGACCUUUCAGCUGAAACAACUGAAGUUUGCAGAAGGCUCCCUUGGGGUUUGGUGUUCUUAACAGGCACAGCUGCUAGGAGCAAUGUUUAAAUGCAAGUCUUUCUUUUUUCCUGAGCACAGCUGUAAAACCAGAUGAACAGUGUUCUCGUAUUCUUACGCUGGGGAAUGAAUAGGAUUCAGUUCAUGAAGGACCAGUCAUUACCUCCAGGAAUGCUAUCCUAAUAAAGAGUAUUCCCUCUGCCUUGCAAAAUCCAAGAAUGGCACUGCAGGUUCUAGGUGUGACAUACUGCUUUGCCCCAAAUCCUCCAGCCAGCAGCAAWAUCAGCUUUAAGCUAACUGUUCUUCCUGAACUGUGGCUAUAG